Messenger RNA from Anopheles merus, 5340 nucleotides. It is a transcript of the gene Cftr, whose product is annotated as ATP-binding cassette subfamily C member 4. Gene Ontology annotation, molecular function: ATP hydrolysis activity; ABC-type transporter activity; ATP binding. The transcript is spliced from 10 exons. The record is from RefSeq and is a predicted model, not a curated record. NCBI's taxonomy places the organism in Eukaryota, Metazoa, Arthropoda, Insecta, Diptera, Culicidae. Gene Ontology annotation, cellular component: membrane. Bases 623 to 4975 code for a protein of 1450 amino acids. Gene Ontology annotation, biological process: transmembrane transport.
UGUUGUUCUAGCGAGCAACCUCACAGAGGUUUCGGUUCGUUCUCCGUAACUGGACGGCUUUGCGCGUUGCUGGUGCGUGGUUCUGUUACGCUUCGCUUAGCGUUGCAACGGUGGUGUCGCGUUUGGGAGUGUUUGUGUUUAUAAUUUUUUUUUUUUUAACGCAAAACUGUUACCGCCGUGGCCAGUGUGAAGUGUGAUAAAAUUAGUUUAUAGUUUUUUUUUCUUGGGUGCAGGUUGCGAAUUUAUCAGUUCCGGCCCGUUCCUUCCGCUCUACCGGAACCACCACCACCCACUGUGCCUUGACAAUUUUGUAGUGAUACUGGGUGCGUUCGAUUGCGGAGCCUAAUUGUCCGAUCGGAACCGUUCCCACAUGUGCACGGUGUUACGGUGCUGCUGCUGCCUAGUGUGAACCCAGUGUGCGAUGCAAUUGUGUGGCCGAUCGAUCGGUACGGUCGGCAGUGGGUAGAGAGCGUAGUGCUUAGUGGAUGUGCCUUACGACAUUGCUGGUGUGUCUGGUGCACCAGUGCUGCAGCGGUACCGGCGGUGCCCGCCAUCGCAAUCCGGAGCAAGUGAUCGAGCUAGUGGUGCACCGGUUUCCACGCGUCCACGGACCGCAGCGACGAUGGACAGCUCCACGAAGCCGGUAAAGAAGAACCCGCGCAAGGGAGCGUUCUGUCUGUCGCAGCUGUUCUUCGGCUGGCUGCUGCCGCUGUUCUAUCGCGGAUCGCGCCGCGGUCUCGGUAAGGACGAUCUUACCAAAUGCCUGAAGGCGGACCGGUCGGAGGAUUUGGGCGACGAGCUGGAAGAGCAAUGGGAAAAGGAAGUGUCCCAGGCACGAAUCGCAAGCCGCGAGCCGAAGCUACGCAAUGCCCUCUUCCGGACGUUCUACAAGCAGAGCCUGUUUGAUGGAUUUCUUAUUUUUCUGUUCGUGCUGAUAAAAACCAUUCUGCCCGUGGUGCUGGCGCAGCUGCUGGUGCAGUUCCAGGAACCCACCAACUCCACGCACGUUGCGGUGGUUAACAUUAACAAUGACGUGUUCAGCACGGUACCACCGAUGGCGAUGCCACUGAUGAUGCUGCCGGACACUACGCAAUCGCAUCUGGAAAAUCUCGUCUUCGACGAGACGGCCAUGAUCAAUAAGCGACGCCGGAAGCGACGGAUCCGAAUCGAGGACGAUAAACCGGCCCCGGGAAACAGCAUCGGAGGAAGCAAGUCGAACGUCGCUCAGGAAGCUGAAGGCAUGGAGACAACUAUACUGCCGGACCUUGGCGAACAGUUUGGAGCGGACGAUCCAUCGGCCACUGCGAACAGCACCGUCGUGGACGAUCUCUCCGACUUUCUGCACCACGCGUGGAACGAUGCGUUCUGGCUUUCGGGCCUGCUGGUGCUGCUGACCCUGCUCGGAUGCUUCUGCUGUCACCAUUCCGAUCUGCGCGAGCGUCUAGUCGGUGCCAGGAUGCGCAUUGCCUGCUGCUCGCUCAUCUACCGCAAGACGCUGCGCAUGUCGCGCAAGGCGGCCGGUCAAACGCCCGCCGGCUACAUGAUCAAUCUGCUGUCGAACGAUGUGAGCCGGCUGGAUUAUGGGUUUAUCUACGUCCACUACGUCUGGGUGUUGCCGUUUCAGGCAUGCUUUACCUGCUACCUCAUCUGGCGCCGUGUCCAGUGGGCAGCAAUUGUCGGCGUGGUCGGGCUGCUCGUUAAAACGAUCCCCGUCCAGACCGGGUUGAGCCGGCUGAGCUCGAUCAUUCGUAUGCGCGUCGCGAAAAAGACGGACCAGCGCGUCGGCAUCAUGAACGAGCUGAUACAGGGCAUCCAGGUGAUCAAGAUGUACGCCUGGGAGAAACCGUUCCACAAGGUCGUGUCGUUGGCGCGCAAGAAGGAGGUGCGCCAGAUCCGCUGGGCAUCGUACAUCCGGGGCAUCUACCUGAGCACGAUGGUGUUUACCGAACGGUCGACUCUGUUUCUCGCGAUCGCGUGCUGCGUGAUCGAGGGACGCGCCAUCACCGCGGACAUUGUCUUCCCGAUGGCCCAGUUCUUCAACAUCCUUCAGCUAACGGCGGCCAUCUUCUAUCCGCUGGCCGUUUCGCUCGGUGCCGAAGCGCUCGUAUCGAUCGACCGCAUCCAGGAGUUCCUGGCGCUGCAGGAGCACGACGCAACGCCACCAUCGGCGUCGGCCACCGGCGGGCUGAAGCGCAAUCUGAACGAUCUGCAUCUGAUGACCGAGCACGACAACAAACCGGCAAUCGAGCUGCAGAACGUGACGGCCAGCUGGGAGGAGACGACGGACAAAACGCUCAAAGACAUCAGCGUCAAGAUCGAGCCGGGUCGGUUGCUGGCCGUUAUUGGGCCGGUCGGUGCUGGCAAGAGCUCGCUGCUGCAGAUGCUGCUCGGUGAGCUGCCGAUACAGAACGGCACGGCCACGAUCAACGGGGACGUGUCGUACGGCUCGCAAGAGCCGUGGCUGUUUACUGGCACGGUGCGGAACAACAUUCUGUUCGGUUUGCCGUACGAUCGGCACCGGUAUCAGGCGGUGGUGCGUCACUGUGCCCUCACGACCGACUUCCAGCAGCUGCCGGAUGGGGAUAAAACGGUGGUGGGUGAACGGGGCACUUCCCUGUCCGGGGGUCAGCGUGCUCGCGUCAGUUUGGCACGGGCGGUGUACAACAACGCGUCCAUCUACUUGCUGGACGAUCCGCUCAGCGCGGUCGAUGCACACGUCGGCAAGCAUCUGUUCGAUGAGGUGAUCGGUCCGCGCGGCUAUCUGGCACAGAAGCAGAAGGCUACGCGGGUGCUAGUGACGCACCAGGUACACUUCCUGAAGGAAGCCGACUGGAUCGUGAUCAUCGAGGGAGGGAAAAUCGUGACCCAGGGCACGUACACGGAGCUGGCGAACGGAAAGGUCGACUUUGGCAAGCUGCUCAAGUCCGGCGAGCCGGAGAAGGGCGGGGCAGACGUUAGUGUACUGGCGGCGGACAUUCCGGAGGAUGAGAUUCCCUUCAUUGAUGGCGUUACGCUCGAUGGGUAUAAGCUGCUGAAGGGAAGUACCGUUUCGUUGCGUGGCGUUACACCCAGCUCCUGUGCGUCAAGUGUGGCCGACAACCUUGGCCGCCAGGUAGCGGAGGACCAGGCAGAGGGUACCAUUUCGUGGCGCAUUUGGGCAACGUACUUCCUCUCCGGUGGCAACGUGCUGAUGCUACUGUUCACCUUCCUGAUGCUGCUGUUCUCGCAGGCGAUCGUCAGCGGAUCGGACUACUUCGUCACGUACUGGACGCGGCAGGAAGAGCUGCGGCUGGUGAACGAACGGGCCGUUACCACCACGACGGUCGAUUUCCUCUACACGUACGGCGUGAUCAUCAUCGGCGUGGUCGUGUUCACCAUCUUCCGGGGGUAUCUGUUUUUCAACAUCUGCAUGAAAGCGUCCCGCAAUCUGCACGACCGCAUGUUCGCCCGCAUGCUGACCGCACCGAUGCGCUUCUUCGACACGAACCCGUCCGGGCGGAUCUUGAACCGCUUCUCGAAGGAUAUGGGCGCGAUCGACGAGCUGCUGCCGAAGGCGAUGAUCGAAGCCAUCCAGAUACUGCUGGUGAUGACGGGUAUACUGACGAUGAUUACGAUCGUGAACCCGCUGCUGCUGCUGCCACUGCUGGGAGCCGUUUUGCUGUACGCGAUCGCACUCAAGCUGUAUCUGCGCCCGAUUCAAGACAUGAAGCGGUUGGAAGGCAUCACCCGUAGUCCCGUGUUCUCCCACCUGUCCGCAACACUCUCCGGGCUGUCGACCAUCCGUGCGAGCGGUGUUCAGGAGAAGAUUCGCGAAGAGUUCGACGAUCUGCAGAACGUUCACACGGCCGUGUGGCAGCUGACGAUGUCCAGCAAUGCCGCUCUCGGGCUGUGGCUUGACUGCAUCAGUACGGCGUUCGUGGCCUGUGUGACGUUCAGCUUCAUUGUGCUGCAUCAAGAUACCUACAGUGCAAACGUCGGGUUAGCCAUCUCGCAGGCACUCAUCCUCACCGGUAUGGUACAGUACGGUAUCCGACAAACGACGGAAUCGAUCCAGCAGAUGACGGCCGUCGAGCGUGUCGUACAGUACACGGAAAUUGCUUCGGAGACGGAUCCACCCAAGGUGCCGCCGGGCGACUGGCCCUGGAAGGGACAGAUUCAGUUCCACAACAUGUCACUCUGCUACGAGCAGGAUGCACCGCCGGUGCUCAAGAACCUCGAGCUUGUGAUCGAACCCACGUGGAAGGUGGGAAUCGUCGGUCGAACCGGGGCCGGCAAAUCGUCCCUCAUCGGGGCCCUCUUCCGGUUGGCACGCAUCGAAGGGCGCAUCAUGAUUGACGGCAUCGAUACGGGUGUGAUUUCGCUGGAAGCGUUACGCUCGAAGAUAUCGAUCAUCCCGCAGGAUCCGGUACUGUUCAGCGCCACCAUACGCUACAAUCUGGAUCCGUUCAGCCUGUACGACGACGACAUGCUGUGGCGUGCGAUCGGCGAGGUCGAGCUGCGGUCCGCCAUCAGUGGGUUGGACUUUAUGGUGACGGAAGGUGGCACCAACUUCAGUGUCGGCCAGCGACAACUAAUCUGUCUCGCGCGAGCAAUUCUGCGCAAUAACAAAAUACUGGUGCUUGACGAGGCGACGGCCAACGUGGAUCCGCAGACUGAUGCACUGAUACAGAAAACAAUCCGGGAGAAGUUCAAGCACUGUACGGUGCUGACGGUUGCGCAUCGCCUGCACACGGUAAUGGAUUCCGAUCGCAUACUGGUGAUGGAUGCCGGUGAAGCGAGGGAGUUUGACACUCCGCACAUACUGCUCCAGCAGGAGGGUGGCAUCCUGAAGGAUAUGGUCGAAGCAACGGGACCGUCCGAGUCGGAAUCUCUCAAGCGCAUCGCCGCGGAAACGUACGCGCAGAUGGACCCGAAUCGGCACCUCAUGAACGGGAUGCCGAACCCGUGGCGGUUUGGCAAGGAAGCGCCACAGUGAGCCACCGUAAAGUCGGACAAAUAGCGACGGUGAAGGGAAGCAACUGGUACUGCCUCUUAGCUUAGUUAGAAGAGUUAGAAUCGGAACAGAACAUCACGCGCCUCGAGCCAUUCAACAGUGAGCGCAUAUUGAAAUGCGUUUAUUUGAAAUAUGGAAUGCUUUUGCAUCGCGUUUGAGUUUAACUGAUGUAGUUGAUAGCGUUUAUUGCUCUUACUAUCUUACUAUUUACCAGUGUAUGCUGUACUUUAACAAUGGAACGACGAACGACCUACAAAACUAAAUGUACUUUAACUGUUAAGCGUCACGAAGGGCGUUGUUGAAAAUGGCCAAAUGUUUACAACGAAAUAAAACACAAUUAUUUUUAA